Molecule: messenger RNA, 552 nt
Organism: Letharia columbiana
Lineage: Eukaryota; Fungi; Ascomycota; Lecanoromycetes; Lecanorales; Parmeliaceae
Exons: 2
Coding region: 1-552 (183 amino acids)
Molecular function (GO): methyltransferase activity
Source: RefSeq, a predicted model, not a curated record
AUGGGUCGACGGUUUUUGAAGGAUCUAGCAGCGAUGGGUAGUAUCUACGAUAGAGGUCCCAACGAAUUCGUCCCAACUUCAUCUUCGAAAGCUCUCCAAGAGCCAAUGCAUCGAGACGCCUAUCCUACUGUAUUCGUGUCCACAUUUGUGUCUGACUCUACUAUCAACUCAGGAGCCGACCUCUGUGUCAGGCUUGAUCUAAGCGAUCCCAAUUUCUUUGCGUUUCCAGAACCCCUCUACAACAGCCAGUACAAGAACCUUGACAACCCUGUCGAUGGCGCGAUUCGACUUGGCCAUGGCCCAAAAGAUCACCUCUUCGAAUGGUUGUCUCAACGUCCGGAACUUUUAUCGCAAUUCCAAAAUCAUAUGGCUCGCUACUACACUGGAAGGCGGAGUUGGAUGUAUCCCAACUUCUACCUCGUCGAAAAGAAUCUUGUCGAGGGCGCUCAAACAGAGUAUGAUGCGGUUUUUCUAGUCGAUGUAGGUGGCGGAAAGGGCCAAGGCUUGCAGGAAUUGUAUCGAAAGCAUCCUAGGGGUACUCGAGGAGGUUAA